AUGAAUCAUGAUCAAGGAAUGAAGGAGAUUUCAGGUUGUAAGGCGCAAGAUACAAGAACUGGCUUCUAUGACCCAAUGGAGAAAAGUGAUUAUUUUAACAAAAAAGUGUAUAGACGACAUUUUUCAAGAAAAAGAACUUUGCAUUUUAUGUUUUUCUUUACGUUAUCUGUAAUUUUUGUUAUGGCAACUUCAUAUUUAGUUUAUAAUAAUCAAGGCCUAAGUUUAAACUCUUUUGAACAUUCGCUUGAUGUGGAUUUGUACAUGAUAUAUGAAAAUGAAUUCAAAUCGUUAAAUAACAAGCCAUCAAUUAAACCUAUAAAUCCCGUUAAAUUUAACGCUGUUCUCCAACCAAUAAACUCUUGUAAAUUGUCCAAUCAAUCUGAUGCGUCACCAGAUCUAGUUAUUUUUGUCAAAUCAGCGUUGUUACAUCUUGAAUUACGUAAUAAUAUACGCCAGUCUUGGGGUAAUUCAAACUGUUUCCGUUAUUUUGGAGUGCGUACUCGAAUUCUUUUCAUUCUUGGUAGAUCGGGUUCCACCGAUUGGAAACAUUCCAGUACUCAAAGUAUGGUGUUACAAGAACAUAUGAAGUAUAACGACAUAGUUCAGUUUGAUUUUAUUGAAGACUAUCAUAAUGUUACGUAUAAACUGAUAGCGACAUUAGACUUUGCUAUUAAUGAAUGUUCUACUUCUCGAUUUCUCACUUUGAUUGAUGAUGAUUUCAUGUUGCACCCAUCUAAUUUACUCCGGACACUUGCCAAAGUUACUGAAACUCAGUAUUUGAACUAUAUAGCUGGUAAUGUGAUGCGUGUCUCCAAACCAACAAGGCUCCUAUUCAGUAAAUGGUAUAUUUCCUAUUCAGACUAUCCAUACAGUUUAUAUCCAGCCUUCCCUUCUGGCGGAACUAUUAUUCUCAGCAUGCCUGUCGCCCAGCUUCUUUCUGUUGGUCUGAGGUAUAUCAAAUUGCUUCCUUUUGAAGAUGUUGUAAUUGGCCUUGUAUUAUAUAAACUGGGUAUUAGUCCUGUACAUUUGGAUGGCGUUUAUGUAGUUCGUUAUCCAAAGAGUCAUACUGGUGAUCUCAUAAGUAUUCAUGGGUACGGUGAUAAUUCCUUUUCCUUAUCCAGUUGGAAUAAGCUUGGUUUGCAGACUGUUUGCGACAGAUAG
Molecule: messenger RNA, 1161 nt
Organism: Schistosoma rodhaini
Lineage: Eukaryota; Metazoa; Platyhelminthes; Trematoda; Strigeidida; Schistosomatidae
Source: the annotation of a GenBank genome assembly